Scomber japonicus (chub mackerel) is the source of this 2324-nucleotide messenger RNA. RefSeq names its product glucoside xylosyltransferase 1-like. The record is from RefSeq and is a predicted model, not a curated record. Gene Ontology annotation, molecular function: UDP-xylosyltransferase activity. Gene Ontology annotation, biological process: protein O-linked glycosylation via N-acetylgalactosamine. The transcript is spliced from 7 exons. Bases 107 to 1351 code for a protein of 414 amino acids. NCBI's taxonomy places the organism in Eukaryota, Metazoa, Chordata, Actinopteri, Scombriformes, Scombridae.
UUUACCUUCUGACUUGACUUAUGAGAUAGCUCAGCUAGCAAGUCAAUAUAUCACAAGGUCAACAAAAAUGUUUAGUUACCGCUAAAAGAAAUACUGGAAACGCAAAAUGCGAUGCUACCUUCACGCAUUUCUCCUGUGCGUGGUCUUCACCUUUUUUUCACUGGUGUAUGUAUUCAACCAGCUAGCCUCCACCUUGGAGGACCGAGAUGAGUGGAACCUUAGAGAACAGAGUCUAUCCGACAGAAGUAGUCAUGACACCGGGAACCUUCUCAGGAAAAUGCCCGGACUGGUAGGCCGUAGAGACCGUGAAGAUGGGCUUGACAGAGAGAGGCCAGCCUCUGCAGUCAAGGAACGUAGUGAAGAGAGGAGUCACCUGGCUGUGGUGGCCUGUGGCACCAGGCUAGAGGAGACUCUUACCAUGUUGAAGUCUGCCAUUCUGUUCAGCAAAAAGCCUCUGAACUUUUACAUCUUUGCAGAGGAUGAUCUACAUGACAGCUUCAGAAAUGCUCUGGAGUCCUGGCCCAGGACUGUUCAGACCAAGUUUAACUUUACCGUCUACCCCAUCACUUUUCCCAGGGAAAAUGCAAAAGAGUGGAAGAAGCUCUUCAAACCUUGUGCCUCUCAGAGGCUCUUUCUGCCGCUGAUCCUGAAGGAGGUGGAUUCUUUGCUCUACGUGGACACAGAUAUCCUUUUUCUGCAACCAGUAGAGGAAAUCUGGGCCCUCCUUUCUCGAUUCAAUGCAAGCCACUUAGCGGCCAUGGCCCCAGAGCACGAAGAGCCACGUAUCGGCUGGUAUAAUCGUUUUGCCCGCCACCCUUACUAUGGCAAGACUGGCAUCAACUCAGGGGUUAUGCUCAUGAACAUGACGCGCCUCAGGGAGAAAUUCUUUAAGAAUGACAUGACAACAGUUGCACUUAGAUGGGAGGAAAUUCUGAUGCCCCUUCUACAGAAGUAUAAACUCAAUAUCACCUGGGGGGACCAGGACCUUCUUAAUAUCAUAUUUCAUCAAAAUCCAGAAAGCCUCUAUGUGUUCCCUUGCCAGUGGAACUACCGUCCAGACCACUGUAUUUAUGGCAGCAACUGUCAACAGGCUGACCAAGAAGGUGUCUUUAUUCUCCAUGGAAACAGGGGAGUUUACCAUGAUGACAAGCAGCCAGCAUUUCGAGCUGUCUACGAAGCCAUCCAAAAGUACCCCUUUGGCGAGAACAUGGAGACAUCACUGCUUCAGCCUCUGGAGGCGUCGCUGCUGACCACCACGCAUACCUACUGUGGAAGGGCCAGCCACCUUUUUACCAAGAGGUUAAAGCAGAGCAUCAUGUCAAUGCAACAGGAUGUCACACAGAGAGGAUGAUCAUUCACCACUGUAAUACCUUUCCAUGAUUAUUAUCUAAUGUCUCUGAUAGAAAAGAGGCUUUGAUUCAAGACACUUCACAAACAGACUCAGGCCUACAUUGAGUCAUCAUCUGUUUACAACUGCAUAUCAAGACUGUUUGGAAAUGGGGAAGGGUUUAAUUUUUCUUAUUGUUUUAAAUCAAGCCAAUGUUGGUACAUAUCUGUCCAAUGAACACACAUCAGGUCACUAAUGCUGUGUCACAAUGGUGGAAAAUGAAUUGGGUCCACUUUAGCGUUCAGAGAUUUUUAAUUUUAAAGCUAAUAAGUACAAAACUUGUUGUAUUCCAGACAAUCACAUUGUAUUGUUUUGUUGUUUUUAAAGAGAGAACCUACAAUCACUUUGUAUAGUUGUCCAAGUUCUUCAGGAAAGAAAAAAUAUCAGCAGGGUCCUUAAAUACGCUGUUAUCAAGAGUAUUUUAUUAGAGAUGUUUUUAAUAUAAUUUUACGUACAUGCUUUAUUUUGAUGUUUUUGUCAUUGCAGUAUAUCAUGAAAAAGGGUUGUUGUUCUUUAGGUACUUUGUUAGCUAAACAAGAAUGUUCUUUUUAUUUAAUGUGACAUUCUCAUAUGUCACAGUUCUCAUUAAGAGUACUUGGAACUUAUUAAAUCUCAAAAUAUCAGUAUUUAUUAUGGAUGGACUUCUGUGACAGGAAGCAAUUUUGAUGUCCACGGUUAGAAUUUAACGACUAUUGACUAUUAUUAGUAGUUAAGUCAUUUUAUUCACAAUGUUGCCAAUAUCAACAGGUUUUCCUAUAACUGGAAAAAUGUUAUAUAGAGCCUUUAUUUUCCACUCCAGCAGCUAGCAUCAAGACAUUUACUCCGAAAUGCAAAGAUUUGCACUAUUGAUUUAUAAAAACAAGGAUUGUAACAAUAUAAAAUCAUGUUUAUAUUGUUAUUGUUAUAUGAUCAGUAAUAUGAAUGUCUUAUGGAGAAA